This is a messenger RNA of Aspergillus clavatus NRRL 1, 4500 nucleotides long. RefSeq names its product sister chromatid cohesion factor PDS5. Gene Ontology annotation, cellular component: chromatin; nucleus. The record is from RefSeq and is a predicted model, not a curated record. The transcript is spliced from 3 exons. NCBI's taxonomy places the organism in Eukaryota, Fungi, Ascomycota, Eurotiomycetes, Eurotiales, Aspergillaceae. Gene Ontology annotation, biological process: mitotic sister chromatid cohesion; DNA repair. Bases 1 to 4500 code for a protein of 1499 amino acids.
AUGCCCGCGCGCACUCGUCAAGGUCCCUCCGCUGCCACGGAGGUCGUGGAACCCGAAGAGACGUCUGGAGGCCUUCGUAGUCUCAAGUUCAAUCAGCCGCUUUCCUGGCGCGUGGGGAGGGCCAUCCCCAUUGCCGAUCUACUGCAACGCCUGCAGACGCUCGCGCAGGAGCUCCGCAAACUCGAACAAGAGGAGAUCGAUACGGAUUCUCUCCGGAAGGUGUCGCAGGAGCUGGCGACAGCUAAUCUGCUAGCUCACAAGGAUAAGGGGGUGCGAGCUUGGACGGCUUGCUGCAUUGUUGAUGUCUUGCGACUCUGCGCGCCUGACGCGCCGUUUACGGGGAAUCAGCUCAAGGAUAUCUUUACUUGCAUCGUCACCUCCAUCAUCCCCGCGCUCGGGGAUCCCUCGAAUACCUACAAUGCUCAGCACAUCUACGUUCUGAAUUCCCUUGCGGAAGUGAAGAGUAUCGUGCUGAUGACAGAUCUGGACCAACCGGACUUAUUAAUCAUUCCCCUGUUCACUACUUGUUUCGACAUCGUCUCCGGUUCAUCGAAGGCUUCCUCAGGAGAGGACAUCGCUAAGAAUGUGGAAUACGAUAUGACCCGUCUCCUGGUGACAGUGAUCGACGAAUCCCCAAUCCUCGCACCCGAUGUUGUAGAUGUCAUCGUAGCGCAAUUCCUUCGAAUCGAUCCCCGUGCCCUAGAGCAUCCUGGCAAGAAGGGCAAGAAGACAGAUGCGCCGGUCGAUGCGAAACAAGGCACCCUUCUUCUCAAGGAUUACCCGCCUGCCUACAACAUGGCCAAGGCCAUCUGCCAAGCCUGUCCGGAGAGGAUGACUAGCCACAUCAGUCAGUAUUUCAACAAUGUCAUCAUCGACGCUUCAGGCACCGCGGGAGCAAAUGGAUCCUCAAAACAUCCGCAUCGCAGGCCAAACCUAGACGACUCCGACGAGGAAGGAGAGGAUGUCAAGGAACUGAGCAAAGCGCACCGCCUGAUUCGGGAGCUCUGGCGCGCCUGUCCCGAUGUGCUGCAGAAUGUGGUCCCCCAGCUCGAAGCUGAAUUGUCUGCCGAAUCGGUCUCCCUUCGUCUGCUGGCCACACAGACGAUCGGUGAUCUGACGGCUGGUAUCGGAGUUGCUGGUCCACCUCCACCAAUAGCAAUGGAUCCUGCUGCAUACCCCCCGAUCACCCUGGCAGAAUCCUCCCAGGCACUUCCGCCAUCCAAUCUUCUGGUCGCACCUCUAUCCCCAAAGCCAUUCUCGCAGGCACACAGUUCCGCCUACGAGAGCUUUUUAAGCCGACGCUUUGAUAAGUCCGCUUCUGUCAGAGCUGCCUGGGUGACUGUCGCGGGUCGCAUUCUGCUGACCUCGGCCGGUGGCUCUGGUUUAAGCGACAACGAGGAGCAGACGCUCAUCGAGAACCUCACAUCAAUGCUUCGCGAUGCGGAUGAGAAGGUUCGAGUAGCUGCUGUUGAUGCAAUUUCAACGUUCGGACUGGCCCAGGUCGUGAAUAAACUCGGAUUCAACGGUGGUUUCUCGUCGCCAGAUUCAUUACUGUCUGUCCUGGCAGAGCGGGUCAAAGACCGCAAAUCUCAGGUGCGAGAACAUGCGAUGAAGACGUUGGCUAGCAUCUGGGCUGUGGCGGCAGGCGACAUUGAGCAGGGCAAUGAGCAGGUGCUUUCUCUGCUCAAGGAUGGACCAUCGAAGAUUUUCGAUGCCUACUACACCAACGACCCGGAAAUCCAUAUUUCGAUCGACCGUGUGCUCUUUGAGAUACUUCUUCCCCUCAAUUACCCCCCUAUCAAGCCCAAGCUGUUGCACAGCGGCUCGAGCCAGUCCCAGAAGCUGAAGGAGUCGCAAACCUCCAAGGUGGAUACUGAUGCGGACAUUGACAAGAUACGUGUUCGUCGCAUUCUUACCCUCCUCGGCGGACUCGAUGACAAGGCAAAGAAGGUGUUUUACGCGAUGCAGGGCCGACAAAUCUCUCUAAGAAACUUUGUGGACUUUUACCUCAAAGCCUGUGAGGAAUACAACGGAGGCGUAAUGGAGGAGAAUGAAGAUGAGAUCAAGACGAAGUUGUCUCGAGUUAUCGAAUCACUAUCCAAAACGUUCCCGGACUCAUCGCGGGCGUCUGCGGAUCUAUGGAAAUUUGCCAAGGUUCACGACCGUCGCAACUACCAGCUCAUCCGCUUUGCUAUGUCGGUUUCCAGUGAUUAUCGCACCGUUGUCAAGGCUAUUAGGGAGUUAGCAAGGCGUAUACAGAGUUCCAACAACAUGCCUCUUCUAGAGACGCUUACUCCACUGUUGUACCGUUGCAGCUCCCUGAUUUUCAAUCGGAGUCAUACGCCGGCAAUCAUGGAACUUUCCCGAACAGACGAGCAUGGACUUGCGAGCCCGGCACAUGAAAUUCUGCGGGAAAUCUCUUCUAGCAAUCCAGAGGUGUUGGAAGCUCAAGUUCAAGAGAUGUGCAAGGAUCUCGAAUCUCAAGCCCCGAAGGCGACAACGACCACUGCCGCCAACACUGAGGAAAUACUCAAGGCUUGCUCUGGAUUCGCCAGGAAACUGCCUGGUAAACUUCCCAAGGACCGCAAGUUCCUACAGGCUCUUACAAACUAUGCCGUCCACAGCCCAUCGCCCCGUGCCGCGAAACAUGCGGUCUCUAUUCUCAUGUCCGUUGCGGAGAAAAGAGAAAUGUAUGCCAAAGAUUUGGUCAAGGCAUGUAUCUCAAAGUGGUCUUAUGGCUCGGACCGUUUCCUGACCAAACUGGCGGCUCUGUCUCAGCUGAGCCUGUUGGCCCCAGCCGAGACGGAUGAAGAAGGCGAUGCUAUUAUCUCCAUCGCCGUCAAUCAGAUUCUCUUGACUAAUCGCUCCCCGCAGGAAGAAUCCGGGUACGCCUGGUCGGAUUCUGUGGACGACGAGACUGUGGCCAAGGAAUGGGCCCUCAAGAUCAUUGUCAAUAAACUUCGGGCCAAGAAAGCCUCGGAGAACGAAGCUGAUUUCCGCGCUCAUGCAGGGCCUGUCUACGAGACUCUUAACAAACUCGUGGCCAAUGAAGGAGAGUUGUCGAAGCAACAGGACACUCCGGCAACCCAGAAGCCGCGGCUGCGCCUUCUCGCUGCAAAGUCACUUCUAAAGCUGUGCGCAUCGAGUAGUUUGGGUGAUCAUCUGCUUGCGCCAAUGGAUUUCAACGCGAUUGCGCUUGUCGCUCAAGAUCCCAUCGCAGCCGUCAGGAGUGGCUUCAUCAACCAGCUCAAGAAGAAACUCGUUCAAAGGUCUUAUCUAAGCUACCGCUGGUACGUCGUUCCCUGCCUGCUUGCGUUCGAGCCGAACGUCAGUCUGAAGGAGAGCACUCUUACUUGGCUACGAUCUCGGGCUACGUUCUUUGCGCAGCAGGUCCAGAACAGUGGCCAGAAGGAGACGGCCAUGGAAUCGAUCUUCUCUCGCCUUCUCUCUCUACUUGCGUAUCAUCCCGACUAUCCGUCUCCCGAUCUGGACGAGGAGACUCAGGUUCGGGACUUGACUGAUUUUGCGCGCUACAUCCUCUUCUACCUCUCGGCAGUUGCGAAUGAGCAUAACCUAUCGCUGAUCUUCCACAUUGCCCAGCGCGUGAAGCAAACGCGCGAUGGCAUUACCAAGUCGGACGAGAUGACCACCCGUCUGCAUACACUCUCAGACUUGGCACAGGCAACGAUCCGUCGCUUCGCCGACAUCUACUCCCAGCAGCGCAGGUUUGGCGGCGGGGCCGGUGCUUCGAGCAUUCUCCAAACCUAUCCCGGAAAAGUCGGCGUGCCAAGCUCGAUAUUUGCUCGGAUGAACAGCCAUGAGGAAGCCCAGGAGGUUGCAGAAAAGAAUUUCCUCCCUGAGGAUGCCGAAGAUCUGCUGGAUCGCCUCGUGCGGUCCGUCAUGAAGGCAAAGAGUGGUUCGUCGAACAACCACAGUUCGGUCAAGAAGAGAAAACCGGAAGCGUCCGAGACGAACGGCAAUACCAGCGCAACGAAGAAGGCGCGGAAAGACAAAGACAGGUCCGCGAAGCCCCGCAGGUCGUCUACCGGCACGACCACAAAAACGCCCAAGAAGAAGAAGAAGGGCGGUGAUGGCUGGUCUUCCGAUGAGGACGGAGCUCCCGAGGAGACGACGGCUUCUGCUGCGCGGAGACGCAGCAGCCGGGGAACAGCCAAACGUGUCAGUUAUGUCGACAAAGGCAGUGAUGAAGAUGAAAUGGAGGUUGACGACCCGGUGGAAGAGAAUGAAGAGCAGGAGAGCAGCGAUGACGAGGAACUCAGCGAAGCGAACAGUGAACUAGAUGCUGAACUUGAGUCAGAAAACGAGGAGCAAGCGAGCGAUGCCGAAGUACCUGAGGAGCCCGAGGCGCCUGAGGAGUCAGCGGAGCCUGAAGAGCCCGAAGAGCCUCCGAAGCCAGCCCCCAAAACGACAGAAACAAAAGCCAAGCGCAGCGAGAAACCAACCGCGUUACCGACAAGGCGAUCCUCUCGAAGGGGCUGA